Pieris rapae (cabbage white) is the source of this 2540-nucleotide messenger RNA. RefSeq lists its product as uncharacterized. NCBI's taxonomy places the organism in Eukaryota, Metazoa, Arthropoda, Insecta, Lepidoptera, Pieridae. Bases 111 to 2540 code for a protein of 809 amino acids. The transcript is spliced from 3 exons. The record is from RefSeq and is a predicted model, not a curated record.
AUUUUUAUAUAUUUUUUUGUACUUACAAUAAUGUUUAAGGGGUCUAACAUAGUUUUUAUAGCACUACAGUGUAAUACGUGACCAAAACCAAUAGCAAUAUAAUCUUAAAUAUGCAUGGGCUACAUCUGAUAAAGUUUCUUGAUAGAGAGCCCGGGAGUUCACAAGUAGUACAACAGAAACCACAAACAGUUCGACAACAUUGUAACCAAACGGAAAAAUUAGUUUCACAAAUAUUUAAACCUCAAGUCCAAGCAGAAAAUGAAAGCAGUAAGCCAACAAAAAAGCCAUCUGUGCAACAAUAUAUAAGUCAAAUAUUUGGACGACCCAAUUCUGAUAUUCCUAGAAGUAAAAUCUCAAAACGAUUUAAUAGCUUUUUGUUUCAUAAAAAAAAAUUGUCGAAUGAUUCGCUUUGUGCAGAUAGAAGAGCUAUACAUAUAAAAAACAAUAAAGUAAAGAGUAAAACGAAACGAAAAAAAAAAUUACCACGUGGCGGAUCUGUAACUGAUAAAAUAGAAGUUCUUUUCAAAUCAAAAAAUUGGAAAUCAAAAAGAAGACGCCCUUUGACAUUAAAUUCUAAAGAUAUUUCAAAAUAUGCAAUUCAUUACAACUCUAAAUCAUCUCAGGACAUAAAUUAUGAUAAGAAAAAUGGAAAAAACAAUUUCUGCUGUCGCCUACACAUUCCGCAAGUAAAACGUCGUCGCAGAAGUACAACAAUCCCAACAGCUUCAAGUGAUAAUGCACGUUACCAUAAUUUCUACUCAGACCAUAACAUACAACAUACUAAGCCGAAUCUUAAUUCUACAUGCCAGCAUCACGCCCAUCAAUUAGACGGAACGUACAACGUUAUAGAUUUUCCAAAUGCCGCUCGUUUCAAUCCCAAUGAUUCUUCUAAAUUAAAACAAGUACCUCGCCUGUUUCACACCCAGCAAAUAGUAGUGCCCACUACUUCUUUUGAAAAUUCUAAAGGAGGCGGAGAUAAUGCAGCUUCGUUACCGGUUCAAGGAGCUAUGCCUACUCUUCUGCCUAAAAGUCGGUCGAAAUGUCGUUCUAAAGUAUUGUCGAAGGAUAAGAAUUUUUCUAGAUCGUCUAAUGUUCCUACCUGUCCUAUUUUCAUAACCAAAAGCGUAAAAUUUACCCUUAUUGCACUCUCUGUUAUUAUAUGGUUUCCAUGCAUACUGAUGAUGUCGCUUCUCUGGAUAGUAUCAUAUCCCAUGAGACCCCACGAAAUAAUCAAAACUGUAAGAGAUAUUGAAAGCUGUAAAACAGAGAAAUGCCAAAAUGACGAUCAAGAGUUUUGGAAGUCCAUUUAUACUUGUGUUGCUGGUGCUGUUAAAAAGCUAUUAGGUUUCUAUGAAGCUAUGUUCUCUUUGAUUAAAGAUAGAAAUGUUAACAGAAACCGUAAACGGUUCGGGAUUUCACAAUCUUCCUUAUUGCGUCGGAAUGAAAAUAAACAAUAUCCAAACCCUCAAAAAAAGUACAAACUGUAUUAUGAUAAGGAUAGGGGUUGGGUAAUGAAGCCAAUCAAAGUCAGGAAAGAUAAAAAUUUGGAAAAAGCUAUAACCCAUGGAGACGCAUUAUCUGAAGCGGAUAAAUUAAAUAAGAAUAGGCCUACACUUGAUUUAAUGAAAUGUGGAAAUGAUGUUUCCAAUGAUAAAUGCCCAUCCAAAGAUUCUAAAGUAACUAAAAACGAACAAGAAUUAGAAAGUCAAGAUCUUUACGCACAAAGCAGACAACAAUCAGAUUUGAAGGAGCAUCAAAUUCAAGGUAUUUCUCGAAAUCAACCAAAAGAAAACAAAGUUAGCGAUUUCGUAUGCGACCAAAAAAAGAAAAACGUACCCCAAGAUGUAAAUUGUGUGUGUGAAUCUGUGCAAACUGAAUGUAAACCACUGAAAUCGAAAAAUGUCCCAGUUUAUUCCAGCUUGCAGAAAACACCUAAAUUCGUAACAUUUAACGAUAAAAUACCACCACAUUCGGAUUCACAAUGUAUCUGUACUGCGGAUUGGAGGCCCUGUCAGCUUCGGAAUUGCAGUUCGCUCAAAAGUACUUGUGUUCAUAAUAAGCGAAAUGUAAAGAUGAACGAGAAGAAGGCACCAUCUUUGCCUGCUAUUCAUCGAAGAUGUUUGUGUAAUUGUAAGCUUCAUAAGCCGAUAGAAUGCCUCAACCGUAAAUAUUCUGUACCAAAUAAAUUAAAUACUAAAAAACGAAGCCGAUUACGACAAAGUAAAGCUAGAAAAAAAGUUAUACAGCAAAAAACUAGACCCAAUCGCAAAAAUAAAUUUUCACAGUUCUGCCAAAAAUUCCGAAAAAAGGCAGCGGUCAUUAUUCGAGAGGCCGACGGCAAAGUGUGGAACUGUGAUAAUUGUGAAGAUAUUUUUGUCCAAACUUUACGGAAAAGACCCUGUGCUUGGAUUCACCGUCGGUGGCCGAAAUUUUAUCCUUAUUUUUUAGUAUUCUGUAAAUUUUAUGAAAAUUUAGCAUAUGCUAUGUUAUAUGUUUGUACGGCGUGUAUUUGGUUUACGAAAGAACCCACGCCUCUAUAG